This is a messenger RNA of Chiloscyllium plagiosum (whitespotted bambooshark), 1118 nucleotides long. The record is from RefSeq and is a predicted model, not a curated record. NCBI's taxonomy places the organism in Eukaryota, Metazoa, Chordata, Chondrichthyes, Orectolobiformes, Hemiscylliidae.
CCACGGCCUCAGAAGAACCCAAAUCACUCAUGGGAUGGAGUACAAUGUUGUUGCAUAGGAAGUUUGCUCACAGCAAGCUCCCCCCCCAAAGCAAAUGUGACAACGACGAGGGGCCAAGUUCGAAACAUGGCAACCCUGAAGGACAUUACCAGGCGCUUGAAGUCCAUCAAAAAUAUCCAAAAGAUUACCCAAUCCAUGAAAAUGGUGGCUGCAGCAAAAUAUGCUAGAGCAGAGAGAGAACUGAAACCAGCAAGAGUUUAUGGAACAGGAGCUCUUGCUCUGUAUGAAAAAGCAGAAAUUCAAGCACCUGAAGACCAAGCCAGACACUUGAUCAUUGGGGUGUCUUCUGAUCGUGGUCUUUGUGGUGGUAUCCACAGUAAUGUUGCUAAGAACAUGAGAAAUCAGAUAGAGGAGUUGACUGCUGCAGGGAAAGAGGUUAAGAUUGUUCCCAUUGGUGAGAAGCUGAGAGCACUGCUAUACAGAAAACAUGGAAGUCGAAUGCUGGUGAUGUUCAAGGAAAUGGGCCGGAAACCACCAACAUUUGGUGAUGCUUCAGUUAUUGCGUCUGAGCUCUUGAACUCUGGCUUUGAGUUUGAUAAAGGUUCUAUUGUAUUCAACAGGUUUAGGUCUGUGAUUUCUUACAAGACUGAGGAGAAGCCAGUCUUCUCUUUUGAGACUCUUACAAAUGCUGAGAACAUUAGUGUUUACGAUGAUAUUGAUGCAGAUGUUCUGCGAAACUAUCAGGAAUUCUCUCUAGCAAACAUCAUCUACUUAAGCUUAAAGGAAUCCAGUACAAGCGAGCAGAGUGCUAGGAUGACUGCUAUGGAUAGUGCCAGCAAGAAUGCCUCGGAAAUUAUUGACAAGCUGACUUUGACAUUCAAUCGCACUCGCCAAGCUGUCAUUACCAAGGAGCUUAUUGAGAUUAUCUCCGGUGCUGCUGCUCUGAGUUUUUAAGUUUACUGCAGUACUUUUGGACCAUGAGAUAAACAUGGGCCUCUAGAAGCCGCCAGUGGCAAUGUGAAAAUGUUUGAUGAUGCUGAUGGACAAUAUUUCUGGCAAAUUCAUGGAAAUCUUCUGAAGUUUGUAAAUUAUAACAAUAAAAAACCUUACACAGUAAA